UGCUGUAUAAACAAACUAAUAAAAAUUUCCAACUGAUUUCAUUUUAUAUUGACUAACAGCUAAGGACAGAGAGGAUGGAGAACUGUGACAAUGCAGCAGAUGAAAAGGACUCAAAAGUUAAAACUGUGCCAAAAGAAAAAGGACACAUGGAUGAAGACAAAGAUGGUGAAGGUGUUGGUGACAAGUCUGCAGAGACGACAGACACAGUGGUGCCUGAACUCACACUUGUGUUAACUGGUGACUCGUCAUCAAUUAACAUUGGACUAAACAACAUCUUAAUCCACCAUAAGGAACAAACAGAGCAGUUUUCAGCCAGACUCUAUGAUCUGUGUGGUCGGAGGAUCUCCGUCAUUAACAUGCUCGAUUUGAGACAGGUCCCAUUGAAUGUGGGACUUCACGCCUUCGUGCUGCUGGUACCUAACGGUCCUCAUGCUGAACUUUACCGUUCAGGACUGCAGUGGUUGGAACAAACCUUUGGGAAGGAGUCACUGUCUCAUGUCCUGACAGUCGUGACUCAUGAGUCAGAUGAAGAUUGUGAAGGUGCAGUGACAGACCUGAGAACCAACAGCAGAUUUGAUGAGAACAGAUUCCACUCGUGUUCCAGAAAUAUGACAGACGGAAACGAGAUCAUAGAACUGAUGGAAAAAAUAGACCCCAUGGUCUCUGACAACCCUCCAAACUGCUACAGCAGAAAGAUGUUUGAUGAACGCGACAAGCAGAAACUACAGCUGGAGCCCAGAGACGAACAUGUGGAAUCCUCAAUGAUUCGGCAAAGAGAUGAGCUGGAGAAAUGUGAAGACAAAAUGGAGGGAAAGCCAGUAAACAUUUCAGAAGGACAUGAAACAGUAUUCAGCAGGCUUCACCUUCAAGACAAACUUCAGAAGAUGUCUUCUGGUGAUUUACUUAUGAUCGGUUCGUGUGUGAAACCGGAUCAUGAGACAUUUGAGAAAGAUCUAGCUUGUACGUUUCUUCAGCGGCUGAUGAUGUUAGACUACAGAGCCAGAUACAUUCCUGUAAAACCACAAUGUCCUGAGGUGAGAAGUCUAGAGACUGUCACAGUAGAUACAGAUGCAAGUGAUGACGAUGAUGAUGAUGAUUUCUACAGCACAAGUAUCAACACGAAUCAAGCAGCCCAGACUCCGGUUCAUCCGAUGGACGUUCAGAUGGCCGUGUUCCACUGCUCUGACAGCUUCCUGCAGCAGAACAUGGUCACUAAACUCUCCCAGUGUCAGUACGCGUUACCUCUGCUGGUUCCUCACCCACUAACUGGUGAGGUUCACUUUCCUCUCUGGACCUUCAGACAAAUCAUUAAAACAUGGAGGACCCCUCCAACCAUGACGAGUGUCCCCGUCUACAAAGCUCAGACCCCCAUGGUGUCGUUCCUGCGUCUGGGUUCUCUGUCAGUGUCCAAGUCUCAGCUGAUGAACGACCUGAUCAACGAGCGUCACAGCACCUUCUUCCACAGAAACUGUGCAGGCAGCACCAAGAGCCGGCUGCUGAUGGACGGCGUGGCAGAGAUCGCCUGGUACUGUCCUGCUGGCAAAGCCAACGAUGCCUUCACUGCCUGCAUCGCCUUCUGUAACCUGCAUGGAGACGCGCUGGAGUUUGAACGGCAGCGAGAAAUACUGCUUGGAAAGUCUUCAGUCAACGUUGUUCUGGUGCCGACGCUGGAGAAAGGAGACAAAAGCUGGACGGUCAUCGAAGCCCUCCGAAAGUCCGAAAAAAAACUGAUUUGUCUUAUUAAUGAUAGCUGUGAUGCUGUUGUUAAAAAAAAGGGAAACUUCAAAAUGGGUCUAAAAGACAGAAGCCUGGCAGAUGUUUCUGCUGAGCUGAAAAGAAUAAUUGGAAAGAUCUUAUCUGGACCACAUGAGUCCUUCCAGCUUGAAACCUUGGCUGAGGUCUCUGGACUCAGAGUGGAUGAAAAUACAUUGUGCCUCGAAGGAAAAUCUGCUGCAAUAAAAGUAGUGAAUCUGCUUUAUAGUAUUGAUAAAAGUGAUACAGACUGCAAUGGAAAAUCUGCAAAGGAAAUGCUGCUUUCGAAGAUGGAUGUUUCAAAGAUCAAAGAUGAAUUCCUCCGUUGUCAAGGUGCUCUGUGGCAAAACUGGUGCAGAAUAAACAAAGAGCUGUAUCACCUCAAAGGAAACAUUGAAAAGGAGAAAAGUAAAAAACAACAGCAACUGAUGCAAAUACGACGAGAUCAGUGCAAAGCUUCAUGUAGUGAAGUGAUGAAGUUGUUCAUCAACAGUUUGUCUUCACUGCCGUCACCAGACAAAGAGUAUUUCAUUAAAUGGACCCAGAUCUUGAUAGACGCUCUCUCUACUGAUGAUCUCUGUUCAAUACUUCAAGACUAUGAUAAAACAUGGUCGGAGGUUUUGGCUCUUAGGAAGAAACAUGACAAAUCAGACAAGUUAAAAACCAAACAAACUGAGCUUGAACAAAUCUCCCAGAAGCUGCAGUCGGCCACGUUUGGCUUGGAGCACAUCUUUAGAGAAAUGGGGCAGAUCUAUGAAGCCCAUAAAUCUGUGGACGCACCUCCAGAGGAGGUUCCGAGCCACUGGUCCAAAUACCCGGCGCUGGCUGCAGAGCUGAUGCUAUCAGGACACCCCCUGGAGCUGAUGGAUGGAGACGCAGGUCACGUGCCUCUAACGUGGGUCUCCAGUGUUUUACAUGAAGUCAGGAGGAAAGUGGGCGACCGCAGAGUCUUUGUGUUGUCGGUUCUGGGCGUUCAGAGCAGCGGGAAGUCAACGAUGCUGAACGCCAUGUUUGGACUGCAGUUUGCAGUGAGGCAGCUGCUCAAGGUGUCAGAGGAGAUGGACCUGAGGUUUGACUACAUUCUAGUGGUGGACACCGAAGGACUGCGAGCUCUGGAGCUGGAAGGAAACGACACACUUCACCACGACAACGAGCUGGCAACGUUUGUAGUUGGUCUGGGAAACAUGACGCUCAUCAACAUCUUUGGAGAGAAUCCAGCCGACAUGCAGGAUGUUCUGCAGAUUGUUGUUCAGGCUUUUAUGAGGAUGAAGAAGGUCAAACUUUCUCCAAGUUGUGUGUUUGUUCACCAGAAUGUUACAGACAUCACAGCCACAGAGAAAAACAUGGAAGGAAAGAGACGCCUGCAAGAAAAACUGGACCAGAUGGUUCAACUAGCAGCCAGAGAGGAGGGCAGCGACGCAGAGAGCUUCAGUGACGUCAUUGCAUUCGAUGUUCAGACAGAUGUGAAAUACUUUGCUCAGCUGUGGGAGGGAAGUCCACCGAUGGCUCCUCCAAACCCAGGUUACAGCGAGAGCGUCCAGGAGCUGAAGGACUUCAUCCUGUCUAAGGCUUCACGGUCUGAUGGGGUCACUCUGUCACAGUUCAGCGGUAAAAUCCAGGACCUGUGGAACGCGCUGCUGAAUGAAAACUUUGUCUUCAGCUUCAAAAACACACUGGAAAUCGCAGUGUACAGAAAACUUGAGGUUCAGUACGGAAACUGGACCUGGACCCUGAGGAGCAACAUGUUGACUAUUGAAAACCAGCUUGACACCAGAAUUGAAAAUGGAAAACUGGACAAAGUUGAGCUCAGUUAUCUUUACAAAGAAAUAAGUGAAACAUACGAAGAAAUUAAAAGUGAAAUGACAAAGUAUUUUGAAGAUGACAAAGAUAGAGAAAUGUUGGUUCAGUGGCAAAAUCACUUUGAAACUAAAAUCAAGGAUUUUCAUAAUGAACAGGUGAAAGAAGUGAAAAGAAAACUGGACGAAGUCCUCCAGCAGAAGAAAGCUUGUAAAAAGUGGGAGGAAACAAAGACAGAGUUUGAGACCAAGCUGCUCCAAAAGAGCAAAGAACUCGCUCAGAAGUUAAGAGAAAGGGCCAAAAAUGAAGAGGAACUUAAAAACCAGUUUAACUCUGUGUGGAGGAACUGGGUCGCAGAACUGACCAAAGGUAUUCAACCUGUUGAAGACAUUAACAUGGAAGAGGAACAGUACAGGAUCCUCCAGGAGCUUGGGUUUGAAUGGAAACUGAUUGAUGACAGAAAAAAGAAACUAACUUAUAAAAACAUGGCACAUCUAAAAGAUUAUAGUGGUUAUGUCAGUAAAUCCUGGUGGAAGGUUUGGCAAGAGUCAACUCUACCACCUGAAGAACAACAUCAGACCAGAACCUUCAUUGACAAUGUAGAAAAACAGUCUAAGGACACAUUUAAAACCAAACCUGUCGCUACAUCAGGCUUCAGUUCAGCUUAUUUACAAGAAGUGUCCAAAGAUGUAAAAGGAAAAGUAGCAGAAUUUGAAUCACAGAAAAAAUAUUCUCUGAAGAAGGAGUUUGCAGUUGAUCUCUGUUUGUUUGUGUUUGACAGAGCUGAGAGUUGGUUCACAGAGUCCCACAAAAAAUUUAAGAUGAGGAACGAUCCACAUGUUUUUCUAGAAACCAAGAGAGAACAAUACUACAACGUUUUUAGUAGCUACUGCAAAGGAGCCUCGUCUGCUGUUGUUCUGGGAGGACUGAUCUGUGAAAAACUGAAGGUUUCCACUGUGGACUAUAUCUGUAACCAGACGGCCAUGGAUCUGGCCAGAGAGAUGAAGUGUAACUACCCAGCAUUCAAUGGGAACAGACUGGACCUGGAGAAACACGUGUUGAAGUCACUGGCAGAGAAGGAAAACUUUGAUGGUUUCAUUAACUACAUCCACCACCCAAGGAAACAUGUAGAGAGUUUUAUAAAGGAGGAAGUGAGGAAAUACAUCUUCACAGAACACAAAGAAAAAGCUCUGAAGAUACUGAAAAAGAAUGUUGAAGACGUGAAGAAUCUAGUGAGCAAUGCUUUAUUUACAGCAACAGACAAAGUCAAAGCCCAGAGAGGAAACACUGACAUGUGGCUGGAGGAAUUCUCUGCUUUAAUAAAAGACAAACUGACAUUUGAUCCCAUCUGUUCUCAAAACUUCAUUGACAUCAGUGACUUUGACCAUCUUAAAGAUGAGGUAGAGACAGGCCUGACAUCCAUAGUUACAGAGAUGAGCAGCCUCUCGCUGGAUAAGAUGAAGGACUUCAGGCUGCAGCCUGAUCAGAUCCUCAUUGACCAGCUGUGUAGUUGCUGCUGGGUCCAGUGUCCGUUCUGUAGAGCUGUUUGUACCAACACUCUGAAAGAUCAUGCUGGUGACCACAGUGUUCCAUUUCAUAGAUCCACUGCAGUCAAUGGAUGGUACUACAGAGGCACAGUGGAAAUGACAACUGAGUUUUGCACAACAAAAGUUGCAGGUGAUGGGCGUUUUUAUCAUAGCCAUGAUUCAAACGAGACCAUUCCCUACAAACUGUACAGAACAGCUGGACCAAAGUACAAGAACUGGAGAAUUACUCCUGAUGGAUCUAACCUGCCGUACUGGAAAUGGUUUGUUUGUCGGUUUCAGACACUGCUGGAACAAUACUAUGACAAAAAAUUCCAAGGUGAUGGAGAAAUUCCCAGAGAGUGGAAAGAAUGCAUUAAAGCAGAUGCCAUUAAAAGUCUGGAUGAAAUGCACAAAAUGUGAAUCAGCUGAUACAAAUACAGAUGAAAAAACAAAUGUUUAUUAUACUUGUUGAAUAAAAUCAAGCUUUUCUUUUGAAUAACUGACUUGUAUUUCAUGAGUCACCACGUCAGUGAUUACAGCUUAACUAACACUUGUCUCAGUAGGUCUGUAUUGUUGUUCUGAAUGAAUGUAAAGAAAGACUUUAUUGGUCAUUAUCACAUACAAUGUAACAAAGAAAUUGGUCUUCUGCAUUUAACCCAUCCCCUGGUUGAAGAUAGAAUAAUUCUAUCACAAAACCAUUGUCAACACUUGUUUGUUUUAAAUCAUAAUCACUGAUAUUUUAAGUUCAGUGCUUUCCCUGAAACAUUGUGGUUUCAAAAAGUAAAGCAAAAGAUCUGAAGUCAUUUGAGUGCACUCACUAUUUUACAUUUUUAGUUGGUGUAAAGUUAGUUAUUGGAUGCUGUAUUAGUUUAGUUGUGAUAAGUAAAAAUGAAUUUUACUGAAAAUAAAAAUAAUUGAAUGGCAGAAUAUUGUGUCAAUAAUAAAUUUAUGUACUAAAUUAUGUUUAAUAUAUAUGUAAACAUACAUUAUUAUUAAAGCAAUGAGCGAAUUGAA
Messenger RNA from Betta splendens (Siamese fighting fish), 6089 nucleotides. RefSeq names its product interferon-induced very large GTPase 1-like. Gene Ontology annotation, molecular function: GTP binding. NCBI's taxonomy places the organism in Eukaryota, Metazoa, Chordata, Actinopteri, Anabantiformes, Osphronemidae. The record is from RefSeq and is a predicted model, not a curated record.